UCAUCGUCCACGGGUAUCCGAACUUGCCCCUCUUGACGCUCCUCUCCUGACUCUCGUGUCUACAACACCUAUACAACAACUACAACUACAACUCAGCUUUCUACCACAGCAGCUACUUUGAUAAUAACUUAUGGAACUGUCUCGCUGCAUCUACCAGCAGCUUGUUCGUGUCUAGUGAACCGUCUUGUCGUUUGUUUGCCUUGAGAAGCAAGCAGCUUGCUCUGGCGCUCCUUUCCUCUAUCCAUCCGCUCCCCUACCUCCCACUUGGUUCCCCGCUCUCACUUGUUUAUAUACACCUUAAUACCUAUAGCUAUCCCGUAUUCAUAUUCUGCGAUAUCUGGCAUAUCUGGAAUAUCACUCUGUUAUUUAUUAUUAUUAGUCAUAUCUUCCUUAAGUGUCGUCCUUCCUUGAUCGUUUCGUCGUCGCCUCAAAUUGACAAUUGACCUUCUUGUCCCCUGCCUGAGCUAUCUCAUUGCAGACGUGAGAACUGCAAAGAGAGUGGUACGCUUAUUUAUAUUACUCUUCACAUACCGCUCCAGACUUUCCUGCACAGGUUACGGCCCUUUGGUGGCCACCUCUCAUCGACCAGAUUUCAGCCGCCUUUUGGAUGCCCCCAGCGUCUAACCCCUCGCGCCAGCAAAGUCGGUCCCCGGCGACCAAGUCCCCCUUGUCCCAGCAGCUCACAACUUCAAAACAAUCAGGUCUUGGUCGUCAAUCUAAGAAAAAGGCAAGAAAUGUUGUCGAGCGAGAGGAUGGGGCAGUCAAAGCUGAAACGAAAGCGUAUCCGGACGAUACCCAAGCUAGAUCCUCCCCAGCUGCUGACCCGGAAGAUAUCAACCCGCAAUCUCAUCCUGUUGCCGUACAGCAACAUCCAAUCCACAUCACUUCGCCAGACUUGGAUGCUUUGAACUCGUUUGGUGGCCACGUCAAUAGCGAUUCUGUCCAUCGAACUGAUUCCUGGGCUAGGUCGAUUCCGUUUGGAAAAAGUCCACCCAAUGAUCUUAUGGAUGGCCUGAGCCUUGGCGAAUCGCCACCAAAUUUUGCUGCACUUGGAGAAAAGGGGGGCUUCAGCUAUAGCCCUUCACCAGCCUCACCACCGCUAGGGAAGCCUCGGCCCUUGAGCUAUGGGAAUGGCCACCCGAAUUACACGCCAGCGAGAUAUCGAUCAGCGGAUAGACAACGUUCCUCGAGUAGUCAUCAGAGGAACCAGAUUCCUUUGCCUCAUUUGCCCCAACCACACUUCUAUUCUGCUCCUGACAUCGACAUACCGCAUUUUCCAAAUCCGAAUAUGCGACCUACAGGGGAAGAUGGUUACACUUUCUGUGCGUUCGAUGCGCUUGCGAAUCCAUAUUCAAAACCAAAUAAUAAAUUUGGCGGAAAUGUCAUGUUGAUUGGCCAUGAUGGGUAUCUGGACAUUCUUCACGUGGAGAGCGAUAGAGCCAAAGAAGUUGGGAAGCUUGACGGACUGAAUGGAAGAGUGCUGGAUGCCAAGAUCUUGACCUGGGCGUCUGGGAUCGAUCCUUUCGCAUCUUGUCGGCCGCUUGUUGCCAUAUCGAUACAUGGUCCUGCACAGACAGCUGACGAUGGCGGUGCUUCGUCUUCCGCAGAUUCAGAUCGGGUCGAAAUAGUACCUACAGUACCAAAUUCGCGGUCAAAGCGUGAAGAGCCCCCACAGGUGCAGACUCGAGUUCAAGUGUACUCUCUCAAAACGCAGGAGCACAUUACAACUCUCUAUUCAACGAAACCUGUUCCUUGCUUCGAUCACCAGUUCCCUGGCUUACCCGUUUCCGCGUCGUCACCUGUAGGAAACUUGAAAAUAUAUGCCAGUGGAAAUUUUGUUGUUAUCGCUUCCGGAACGAGUGGCGAGGUUUUCAUUUAUAGUAUAAUCCCCCAGUCGUCACGCGGUUCCUUUCAGUGCCUUGGAAAAACGUGGACUAGUAUGCAAUGGAAAGAUGUUCGCAGGUAUUCUAGCUCGUCGAACUCGACAAAUGACCCGGACGACUUUCAAUCCGAUACUAGCCGCCCUUCGUCAAAUCCAGAUACCCCAAUCCUAUCUCUCAGUGGCCGAUGGCUCGCUGUUGUUGCGCCCUCUGCAUCGCACCGAGUGUCCCUCCAUGGAACCAUCCCUUCCCAUCUAAUCCAGAAGAAAACUUAUGGAUUAGACAGUCAUACACCUCCUUCACGCCCUUCAAUUACGUGUGCAGUUGAUUCUGGAGAAGGAGAAAGCCUUCUCAAUAAGGUUGCAAGGGGAGUUACGCAAGAACUAUUCAAGGGUGCUCGAUGGAUCGGAGAUCAAAGCAUCCAAACUUGGAAUACCUACUGGAACAAAGACGCUCAGCUAACGCAAGCGACUCCUCGCCGCUCUCACCAAUUUGAUACACAAACGGGAUACAAUAUUCUUCCUCCAACGCAUGCUCCUGAUACUCAGUCAGGGCUGGUAGGCGAACCUGAUCUUGUAUCGAUCAUCGAUUUGAAGAGAUUAGAGGAAGCGCAUGAUAUAAAAUCGGCUUUUCCCGCCCCGAUAGCCACGUUCCAACCACCUAAUGGAUGUAGUUUCCUUUCCUUCGCACCAAACGGCCUCAUGCUGCUAACCGCCAGUAAAAAGGGGGAUAUACAGCAUAUUUGGGAUCUCAUGCAGAUAAAGCACUGUAGAGCCAGGGCAUUUAUAUCGGAUGAUCCGACUUCUAUCGGAGUGGCCUCCAAUCCCCCAGCACUUCAUGUACGACAAGUCGCGAGAUACGCCCGACUAACUACGUCAAGCAUCGUUGACACUAUCUGGACCGCUCCCAUUGGAGAGCGUUUGGCGAUUAUCACUAAGAAAGGCACUGUUCAUGUCUAUGAUCUUCCCCGCGUUGCAUUCCAAUGGCCACCUCUGCGCCGAGUUACACCAUCCAAGAUGAACCAAAAGGAUACUUCCGCUGCUGAAGAUCAUGAAGAGGCCGCUCCAAGUAAUCCAUUCUCUGCUGCCAUGAAACUUGUUGGUGGCACAACUCAACCUAUUCUCGCAGCUGUACGCGGUCGUGCACCGAGUGUCGGAGCAGCUUUUCAAGGAGGUGCAGGGGCAUUUGGAAUUUCAGCUGCAACGGGGGUUCGUGGUGGUGGUAAGGUUGUCGCUGCUGGUUUGAGUAAGUCAAUGGGCGCAGCGACCGGUACCGUUAACACCCUUCGUCGGGUGGGUGAAAACCGUUUGCAUCUUUCUGCUUUUUCCAGAGACGCUGCUCGGUCUCGAGUCACCUGGCUUGGCACGGAAGAGGAGCCCUUAUUGGGAGUAAUUGAGGGCGGCAGGUUUACAUCAUACAAAAUUCGACGGAGUUUUUCGGUGGGAAAGAACAAACAAAGCCAUUCUGUUGUUGGAAGUAAAUCAGCAGAGAUCCGUUUACCCGCUAAUGCCCAGUUACCCAGCGGGCCUGAGCAGCCAAUGCCCAUGCCGACAGAAACCCAAGUUUCUGGAUUCUGGUCCAUGUCUUCAUCUACACUCGUACGACGAUCGAGCGGUAAGCUUAAAUCUCAACCUCUUUCCCAGGCCGAAAUCGAGGCCAAUGCUCCAUAUCAGCCAUUCCAUACCGACCGCAGAGUGAAUCUCAUGGUAUAUCCUCCAGGUUAUGAGGAGCAAGAUGCCAUUCAGUCGCAGCAACAAUGGGCUUUUGGGAACGAUAUUCCCGCGAUAAGACUCAAUUUGCGCCCAGCCACACGCAGCGACGAAGAUGACGAAGAUAAUACUGGCAUCGGACAGAACACAAGUGCUGGUGAGAUAGAGAAUUUGAUCAGUCUCGGAAACGGUGGGGAUGACGUUGAGCAUGUAGUGAUAACAGCCCGACGGAAGAAGCGGGGGACAGCUUACUCCUCCGCCAUCAGUGGUGGUGCUGCAGCUGAUGAAGAUGGCUUCUUUGAAGAUGAUUGUGAUGUUUUGGACUUCGCACGGGAUCGAGUGUGAUAUGAAAUAUAUUGUUGCGGUGUAAAUCCGUUCUUUGUUUGCUUGCUUAUUGAUUUACUCUGCUCUCUUUUCAUUAGUUAUACAUUUUUCUUUCGACACUUGUCGGUAACGAUAUCAGGACAUGGCGCCCACUUUGCUUUUUAAAUCAUACAUUUUCCCUUUGUUUGCUAACUAUUCCCCCAAUUUUUCUGCAUGCGGGAAGGCUAGAUUUGAUCCUGGUGUUGUGCGGACCUGCUUUCAUAUUUUUCAUGUGGUGGCAUCGGCGUUCUUGAGAGAACAUACCCCUAGUUUAAGACAUGGCCCUCUGGAUUUGGCGCAUUCGCAAUAUUUUGGAUGCAACGCAUGUAGAUUUCGCCCUCCGUUCCCCGCCCACCCCUGCACUAUGAUCUCUAAUACUCAGAGCUGCGCGACUAACAGAGCACUCACUAUCAACGUGUUUUAGUGAUGUUAAGGGUGUGGCUUUUUAUUUUCGUUCCUUUUUAUUUUAUUUUUUUCUUUCCCUUUUCUUUUUUGUUCUUGUGAGAUUACCUGUGUGUAGUGAAUUUGUAUAUCUGUGCAUAUUUAUUUCCGGCUUAUUUUAGUUGUUGGCACCGCUGUUACAAUUUUUUUU
Molecule: messenger RNA, 4544 nt
Organism: Blastomyces gilchristii SLH14081
Lineage: Eukaryota; Fungi; Ascomycota; Eurotiomycetes; Onygenales; Ajellomycetaceae
Exons: 2
Coding region: 608-3934 (1108 amino acids)
Biological process (GO): autophagy; response to starvation
Cellular component (GO): cytoplasm
Molecular function (GO): protein binding
Source: RefSeq, a predicted model, not a curated record